AUGGUUUGGGAUAUUGUAGAUGGUGUGGGAGAUGUAGAUGGUGUGGGAGAUGUAGAUGGUGUGGGAGAUGUAGAUGAACUGAGGGAGGCUAAGGAACGUAAAAAAGCCCAGGCUACUCUACAGAGGCAGGAAGAACAGUUGGCCGCAGCUGUUGCUACCUGGAAUAAUGAAAUAUUACCCAAGUGGGACACAAUGCACACUCAUAAAAAAUGCCGUGAGUUGUGGUGGCAAGGUCUUCCCUCGUGUGUGAGAGGAAAAGUCUGGAAGUUAGCCAUAGGAAAUGAUUUGAAUAUCACUCCACAACUCUACAGCAUAAUGGUUCAAAGGUCCAUGGAAAAGCUGAUGAGUUUUAGUGAAUGUGGGAGCAUGGCUAGCCUGGAGGAGGUGACUAGUGACUGUGGUGACCAGGAAGGAACCAUAGACCUUAUCCGUCUUGAUGUCUCACGCACAUUUCCUCACCUUUGCAUCUUCCAGAAGGGUGGACCAUACCAUGACCCUCUUCAUAACAUCUUAGGAGCUUAUGCCUGUUACCGUCCAGAUGUUGGUUAUGUGCAGGGUAUGUCCUUUCUGGCGGCAACGCUGCUUCUUAAUAUGGAUGAAGCAGAUGCAUUUAUUACCUUUUCUAACCUGCUAAAUCGACCAGCACACAUGGCAUUUUUUAGAAUGGAUCAGCCAGUGAUGUGUGCUUACUACAAAGCCUUUGAGGAACUUCUGGCCGACAACUUGCCACUUCUCGCUGAGCACUUACAAAACAUUGGAGUCACACCAGACCUCUAUGUCUUGGACUGGUUGUUGACAGUAUUUGCUCGUCCAUUACCUCUUGAUGCUGCCGUCAGAAUAUGGGAUGUUUAUUUGAGAGAUGGCGAGGAGUUUCUCUUAAGGGCUGCCAUUGGCAUCUUGAAGUUGUAUGAUACAGUACUUACCAACCAGGAGUGCACUGCCACAGCUGCCCAGUUUCUCACUCGUCUACCAGAGGACCUCUGUGCAGAGGCUUUAUUCCGGGCCAUUGCAUCCGUCCGAACAUCCGCCCACAAGCGUACAUUUUCACAGAUUCUCCAGGCGCACAUGGAUGCUGUAGCUACAACUGCAGUAUGAUUUGUGCCAAUUUUUUAUGCAAUAUUUCAAAUGUGUUGUAUUACAGGAAUAUUUUAUUUAUAAAAUUUAAACUUUUAAGCUGUUUACUGAUUCUUUUAAGGAAUUUAUAUGGGUUAGUUUUCACAUUUUCACAUAAUGAACGCAUAUUUUAAAACUAUUUAGUUUUUAUCUCUCAUUUUUGGAAAUAUUCAGUAUAUACAUCAUUGAACUUUUAGUUUAUAGAUCAUAUUUCAUGGUCAUAAUUUUUGUUGAUUUUACUUAGGUCAGUUUUUUUAAUUAUGACACCAUUCAUUCCUCUUGACAAUUGCUACCGAGGUAGCAAGAUGUGUCUAUGUAGAUACAAAUUUAAAGAUUGUUAAUGAGAGGUGAUAACAGCAUUGUGUCAGUUAUGUAUAUGCCGUAUGCCAAGACAGCAUGGUUUUCCUGUUAUGAAUUAUAGGCUGGUGUGUACAUGGAGUAAUGGUAACUUUCCACAUGAAAUAUAAUUUCAUUUAAAAAGUCAUAUUGGUGAAGCUUUACAUAAAUUUACUCAAAUAUUUUAUGUUUUGUAUCUGUACACUUAUUUUAUAUGACUCACCUUGUGGAAACUUUGUAAUUAGGGUGAACUUCCGUGCUUUUUCAUGGUCAGGAUUUCCACCUUUCCAAAGGUAAAAAUUAAUUUUUAUCACUAGUUGAAAAUUUUAGAUUUUUAUAGAAGGAGUUUGAAGCUCGUAUAAAUAAUUCCUCUCGGAAACAAAUUUUAGCUACAGGAAGAGCUAGGAAUUGUACACUAAUUAAUGGUGUGAAGUUUCAGAGAUUUUAAAUUUAAGCUAAAUGAAAGUGAAAUGUGUAUUGUGAUAUUGUACAGAAAAUAAUAUUUUUAUGAUAUAAAUUAUUAUUGUUUUAUAGUAUAAGACUUUUGUUAUGCACAGCAAUUGAGAAAAUAAUUGUUCUUCAGCAUUUCUUAUUUGUUUUGCUGUUGUCAUUUUAGAUAAGUUAGUUGGUCACACCUGGAAGCACACACAUGGGGCUACAUACCCUCUCUCUACUAUAUAAAAGGGCUACUCACCCUUUGCUGUAUAAAGGGGCUUUUCACUUAGCUGUAUAAAGGGGCUUUUCACCUUUUGCUGUAUAAAGAGGCUCUCACCCUUUUCUGUAAAAAUGAGUUGAUAACACUUUCCUAUACAAAGUGGCUGCCUACACUUUCCUAUAUAAGGGGCUGCCCACUCUUUGCUGUAUAAAUUUAGAAACUAUCAACCCAUACCUGCAUAAAGGGGCUUCUCACUCAUUGCUAUAUAAGGAGGCUAUGUACCCUUUACUAUAUAAAGGGGCUAUCAUCUUGUCUCCUACUAAGAGCUCCUCUUUAACAACACUCACUACACCAACACUAUGAUCUCUUGAAUUUCUGUAUACUUUUCAUAGCCAUUUGUUUGAUUAAUGUUGUCACAUUCUUAAUCUUGUUUUUUCCCUUUUGUUCUUUUAUUCCUUUACUCCCCCAUAUGCAAAUGCACACACAUCCUUUGUUACUGUAUAUGUGCUUCCUUGCUUCUCAGUACAAGCAUGAGUCAUUUGUAAGUCUCUCAACACUUCUAAUGAGCUGAAAGCAGCAGCAAAAGCAACUGAAAUCAGCAAUACAGUUAUAGCAGUAGUUGAAAUCAUCAGCAGCAACUGAAAUAAACAGUAGCUGAAAUAAAUAACAGCAUCUGAGGGUAACAGCAGCUGCUACUGUUGCUGCUUCUGCCACUGUCAUCACCAUGACCAACAGAAAGUAUAGAGCAUCAAAAUUAGAAGUGAUGGAUGUCCUGGUUAACUGAAUGAGGAAGAUUUAGGUCACAGACAUUGAGAUAACUUUUUUAAAGUUUUUUAGUAUUAAUCAUACACAUUAUAGUGUAAUUUCCUACAUAUAUUUAAUGUGCUGUGCAUUGUGAUAUAAAACAAAGAUUUGUAUAUCUAUACUCAUCCAUAAUUUUAUUUAAUUGAUUUCUUACUCAUAACUCUACAACUUGUUAAUUAAAUAUAUUAAAGAAUCUCACUGUUGAUAUUAAGGAAAAAUGAAGUAUUGUCAGUAUGUAGACAAAGAUACAAGCUUGGUCUUCAUUGUGUGUCUGUGACUUUGGACUGAGGUAUUUGAUUAACUAUUGUGUGGAAUUAUGUGAAAGAAAUAAUGCUCGUGAGGUUUAACAAAAUGGAGACAUUUUACUACUGGAAAUAAAUAGAUUUUACUAUAACUGAAAUAGGUAUAUAAGAAGAUUUACCAUCACUUCCAGGAUACAUAAAAACUUUUUAUAUAUUCAGAGAAACUGAUUGAACUUACAUAAAAAUGAGUGUUGGUUACAUGUUGAGGAUUUGUUUAGUACCUGGUUUUAAAAUAUCCAUAUGAAAGCUACUUUGUUCAUGUGUACAGCUUAUAUAUGAUGGUAUGGGCUUUAUUUUUGUUUUCCUCUAGUUCAGAAGUUCCCCACCCUAGGGUCAGAACCUCUUGGGGUCGUAAAGCCAUCUAAAUUCCUUUACUCUUAACAAAAAAGUUCAUUCUAUAGUUCAGUUUUAUAGUGUUAAUAAAUACUUGAUCAUGAAUAGAAUGCAGUAUUUUAUUGUCAAGUUGGGUAUCAUUAACUUAAGAGAUGCUAAAAGAGGAGCAUCAUAGAUAACAGGUUGGGAGCUACUAGUCCUAGAGGAAACAAGAUUAUUUUAUUUGUAAAUUAUUACCUGUUGACUCCUCAAAUAUUGAUCUGAAAUUAAGGUAUUGACAUUGAUGUGCAGCCUUUUAUAUAAUGACCAUAUACCCAGUGACACAUGUCUUGGCAUGUGUCCAGAGCCUCACAUACUAGGCUUUUUCAUUAUUUGUGGUGCUGUAGAAAUUUGAAACAUGGGAAAGAAUCCUAGAUGCAAAUAACUUUUCCUAGUACAUUUACAUCCUCUAGAUCUGUGAUAACUAAAUACUCAGUGCAUCUAUGAAUUUUAAUAUCAGAUAUUAUUUCAGUGUAUUUUCAACUGGUAGGAAAUUUGUAACGAACAAUAUGAGGAUGUUCAAUGCACCUUUACUUUAAAGUUUGUAUGUUUUAAUAUUGUCUGCCAUCUCAAGUUUUAUAUAGAAUAUCAAAUGUUUGGUGUAUUUGAAUGUGUCUGGUAUAAAUAUUGAGCGUGCUGGUGAAAGAUAGUCUCUAGUGCUUAUGAUUAUAAAACGUUACAAGUUGCAAGAUAUUGGAGCUAGUUGGUAAUGCAUGCUAAAUACUAUAUACUCAUCUUUAUUGAUUACAAAUGGCCAUGGUCAUGAAAUUAAUCCAAAAGUCAGAAUGCUACUUGUAUAAAAUGUGUGUGUGUGUGUGUGUGUGUGUACUCACCUAAUUGUACUCGCCUAAUUGUCGUUGCAGGGGUUGAGACUUAGCUCCUGGCCCUGCCUCUUCACUGAAUGCUACUAGGCCCUCUUUCUCCCUAAGCUUUAUCAUACCUCAUCGUAAAGCUAUGUAUGGUUCCUGCCUCUACAUCACUCGCCAGACUGUUCCACUUCCUGACCACUCUGAUGACUGAAGAAAUGCUUCGUAACAUCCCUGUGACUCAUCUGCGUCUUCAACUUCCAAGAGUGACCCCUCAUUUCCGUGUCCCCCCUCUGGAACAUCUUGUCUGUCCGCCUUGUCUAUUCCACGCAGUAGUUUGUAUGUCAUUAUCAUGUCUCCCCUAACCCUCCUGUCCUCCAGUGUUGUCAGGCCGAUUUCCCUUAACUUUUCUUCGUAGGACAUUCCCCUUACCUCUGGAAUUAACCUUGUCGCAAACCUUUGCACUUUCUCUAAUUUCUUAACAUGCUUGACCCAGUGCGGGUUCCAAACUAGUGCUGCAUACUCCAGUAUGGGCCUGACGUACCCAGUGUACAGUGUCUUGAAAGAUUCCUUACUUAGGUAUUGGAAUGCUAAUCUCAGGUUUUCCAGGCACCCAUAUGCUGCAGCAGUUAUCUGGUUGAUGUGUGCUUCUGGAGAUGUGCUCGUGCUUGGUGUUAUACUCACCCCAAGAUCUUUCUCCUUGAGUGAGGUUUGCAGUGUUUGGCCAUCUAGCCUAUACUCUGUCUGUGGUCUUCUUUGCCCUUCUCUGAUCUUCAUGACUUUGCACUUGGCAGGGUUGAAUUCGAGAAGCCAGUUGCUGGACCAGGUGUCCAGUCUGUCCAGGUCUCUUUGAAGUCUUGCAUGAUCCUCAUCUGAUUUAAUUCUCCUCAUUAACUUCACAUCAUCUGUGAACAGGGACACCUCUGAGUCUAUCCCUUCCAUCAUGUCAUGCAUGUGCGUGCGUGUGUGUGCACGUGUGUGCGCAUGUAUGUGUGCAUGCACACGUGUGUACUCACCUAAUUGUGGUUGCAGGGGUCGAUUCUUAGUGCUUGGCCCUAUGUGUGUGUGUGUGUGUAUGGGGGGAGGGAAAGAGAUCCUUGCUCCAAGAGCCAAGUGUGUCAUAAGAAGUGACUAAAAUGCCGGGAGCAAGGGGCUAGUAACCCCUUCUCCUGUAUACAUUACCAAAGUUAAAAAGAGAAGCUUUUGUUGUUCUUUUUGGGCCACCCUGCCUUGGUGGGAUAUGACCGGUUUGUUGAAAGAAGAAAAAUAUAUACACAGUAGAACCCCACUUGCAUGGCAGGUUAGGUUCCAGGCUACUGCUGGAAAGCAGAACACCAUUUUUUUGCCACGUAUAAAUGCAUAUAAAUGCCAGAUAAGUUUACAAUAACAUAUAUUAAGUUAGCAAUAGAACUAGGCAUUAAAAACAAUAAAAAGUAAAGUACACACACACUAUACCCAUUACUUACCUUAAAAUAUUUGUAGUCUCAAUGUAGGGUAAGAGGUGAGUCGUAUUUAUUUGUAGGAAGUUAGGUGGGAGGUAUGGUAGCCAACCAGGUCAGCCCACCCCACCCCACCCACACAUAAUAUACUACGACAUUUAAAAUGCCCCAGAGCGAUAAAAUACAUACACAGUACAUUCAUUAAUUGCCUUAUAAUAUUUGUAGUCUUAAUGUAGGGUGAGAGGUGAGUAGUAUUUAUUUGUAGGAAGUCAGGUUUGGGAAGCAUGGUAGCCAGCCAUGUCAGCCCACCCCACCCAUGCGUAAAAUACAUAUACAGUGGACCCCUGACUUACGAUAUUAAUUCGUUCCAGAGAGCAUAUCGUAAGACGAAAUUAUCGUAAGUCGAAUUAAGUUUCCCCAUAAGAAAUAAUGGAAAUCAAUUUAAUCCGUUCAAGACACCCAAAAGUAUGAAAAAAAAAAUUUUUACCACAUGAAAUAUACAUUUUCCUACACAAAAAGAAGGAUACAUGCACAAUAUAUAUUGUGCAUAUACAUGUACUAGUGUACUAAAUGAAGAAUAAAUGACACUUACCUUUAUUGAAGAUGUGGUGAUGAGUGAUGAGACACUGUGUCCUGGGAGUGCCUUUUUCUCCUGAGUAAUGUAGGUCCUGUUUGGCAUUUUCUUCCAGAACAGGUCUUAUCACACUGUUUAUGCCACUACGAUUCUUAAAUCUCUCAAACCAACCUUUGGUGGCCUUAAAUUCACCAAUAUGAGCACUAGUUCCAGGCAUUUUUUCCUGUUCACCUGGCUGUUAGUCGGCUGGUGUGGGUUGCAUCCUGGGGGACAAGAUUAAGGACCCCAAUGGAAAUAAGUUAGACAGUCCUCGAUGACACACUGACUUUCUUGGGUUAUCCUGGGUGGCUAACCCUCUGGGGUUAAUUGUUUCUCGGUAUUCUUGAUAAGCCACACCAACAACAGUCUCUCCACAUCUUCGAGUAGUACAGCUGACCGUGGUGCAGCAGCAGCUGACCAUGGUAUGAUAGUAUUUCGAUAGUAUUUCUCACCCUUUUUACCACAGGGUUGGCACUAUAAGCUUUCUUUGGGCCCAUGGUGGCUUAUUUAGCAGUUUCAAGCACUAAAAACACUGGAAUAAUACAAAAUUUAUCGAAUGUAUGCGUGCAACCGUCCGCCCUGGCUUGUAAACAAUGUCACACUAGCUCAGCUGAGGCGCUAAAGCCAGACGGCCAUGUUCGGGACGAAUGAUGUAAGUCGAGUUUUUCACCGUAAGUUGGGGUCAAAUUUUUAUGCUGACAAGCAUCGUAAGUUGGUUUUAUCAUAAGUUGAAGCCAUCGUAAGUUGGGGGUCCAAUGUCCUGUACAUUCAUUAAUUACCUUAAAAUAUUUGUAGUCUUAACCUUUAAACGGUCCAAACGUAUACAUACGUUCUUUCGCAUAGCGCCCCAAAUUUUUUGAGAGAAAAAAAUAGUUUUUUUUUUAAUAGGAAAAAAGAGCAUAUGGUACCCAGGCAUCUCCAUUUUUUUUCAUAUGGCACACAGUGAGUGCGCACACCCAUUCUUUCAUGUUUAGGCGACUCAGGCUUAUCGUGCCAAAGUUGAACAAAAGAAAAAGGAAACGUAUACGUAUAUACGUUUGGGGCGCUACGCGAGAGGACAUAUAUAUACAUUUGGACCAUUUAAUUGUUAAUGUAGGGUGAAAGGUGAGUAAAUGAGAUAAAACAAAUAAAUGAGAGAGAGAGUGAGAGAAUGAGUACACGAGAGAGAAGAGAUGCAGAGUAUGUCGACAAACCAGGUGAACGCGUCUGGUUUUCGCUCAUACACAUUUGUAUUAUACCAUAAUACAAACACUUUACAUUGUGUACAAGUUGUCUCCACAUUGAUACAGUAGAAUAAAUAAAGAGGAAUACUCCCAUUCUUAUAUAACACCAUUUUUAAAAGAAAUGACUCUGAGUGAAGGCAUAUGAAAGGAAUAAUUUUCUAGUUACCCCCAGUAAUAUUAUAGUGUACACAUUUUCUCUGAUGUUGGACUAGAGAAAACAUUAUUCUUGCUGUCACUCCUACAAGUCUCCUAGUUACCACAUUUCAUAUUUAUGUUAAUUUAUUCUACUGUGGGGUGUAUUUAUCAUGUUUAUAUGUUACAUAGCAUGUUUAUUACAUAAUUUUGAAGAAAAAUAUCAUAGAUGGAUUAAUGGAAAUGUCUAUAUUAAUGUAAUAUACAACAUUUAAUGUACCCAAGAUAUUAUUAUUAUUAAUGUGGCAUCAAGAGUAGAGAGAGACUUAGUGAUUUUAAUGUGUACCUGCACGCCAGCACAGUAUGUAAGUAUACAGGGUGGCCACUUUUUUUGGCAAAAUAUAGCUUCGCGGUUCGUGAUUGGCCUCGUGAUUCGGCACUCGUCCGGUAUGUGUCCAGCAUCAGCGCGCACACAAAGCCAGUCUCCCGCACCAUUCACACUUAGUGUGCCAUUGUUUAUCAGCGAGUGACCAUCAUCCCACGCAUUCGUACGAUACAUUUAGUAAUAUUCCAUUCUUUUUGUGCUUCCAACUGCUAAAUAAGUCAUCAUGGGCCGAAAGAAAGCUAGUGACAGUCCUUUGGUAAAGAAAGUGAGAAACACGAUCGAAUUAAAGAAAGAAAUAAUUGAAAAAAUAUGAAAGUGGAGUGCGUAUUUCAGAGCUUGCCAGGAUGUAUGGCAAACCCCAUUCAACCAUCACUUCAGUCAUGGUGAAGGGAAAGGAAAUCAAGGAAGCUGUUUUUGCAAAGGAGGUAGAUAUGCUGACAAAAAAGAGAUCGCAAAUCCUCGAAGAAGUGGAGAGGUUAUUGUUGGUGUGGAUUUCCCAUAACAGUUAGCAGGAGAUAGUGUUAUGCAGCCGAUAAUUUGUGAAAAGGCAAGGCAGUUGCAUGACGAUCUCAUAAAGAAAAUGCCUGCAAUGAGUGCAAAAGCUGGUUUGAGAGAUUUAAGAAGUGUAGUGGCAUACACAGUGUGGUAAGGCAUGGCGAGGCUGCAAGUGCUGACAAAAAGCGGCUGAAAAGUAUGUUCAGGAGGUCAAGGGGUACAUAGAGAUUGAACAAUUCAAACCCCAACAAGUGUUCAGUUGUGACAAAACAGGCCUGUUUUGGAAGAAAAUGCCAAAGAGGACCUACAUCAUGCAGGAGGAAAUGGCACUUCCAGGACACAAACCUAUGAAAGACAGGCUAACUCUCAUGUUUUGUAGUAAUGCUAGUGGGGAUUUCAAAGCGAAGCUUGUACUGGUGUAUCACUCUGAAAAUCCCAGAGUGUUCAAGAAAAACAGUGUUGCCAAGGCUAAUUUGUGAUGUAGAAGGCUAACAGUAAGGCAUGGGUCAUGAGGGACAUUUUCCUUGAUUGGUUUAAUGAAGUGUUUGGCCCCGUGUGAAGAAAUACCUCCUGGAAAAUAAAUUGGAACUCAAGUGCCUCCUGGUAAUGGACAAUGCUCCUGCUCAAAUGAGCAAAUGGUGCAGGAGUUUUGUUUCAUCAAAGUGAAGUUCUUGCCCCCUAAUACCACUCCUCUCUUCCAGCCCAUGGACCAGCAGGUAAUUUCAAACUUCAAAAAACUGUACACCAAAGCAUUGUUUCAAAAGUGCUUUGAAGUGACCUCAGACACUGAAUUGGCCCUAAGAGAGUUCUGGAAAGAUCACUUCAGUAUCCUCCAUUGCAUAAACCUUAUAGGUAAAGCUUGGGAGGGAGUAACUUCCAGGACUUUGAACUCUGCUUGGAGAAAAUUGUGGCCACAAUGUGUACAAGAGAGGGAUUUUGAAGGGUUUGGGGCUAACCCUGAGGAGCCUAUGCCAGUUGUGGAAAGUAUUGUGGCAUUGAGGAAUUCCAUGGGGUUGGAUGCGAGUUUCAAGGAUGUGGAAGAGUUGGUGAAUGGGACCACAAUGAGGAGCUAACCACUGUAGAGCUGCAAGACCUUCAUCUGCAACAGCAACAGGUCACAGCUUAGGAAAUUGCUUUAGAGGAGGAGGAAGUUGCCUUCUUCAAAGAUUAAGGACAUUUGUGCAAUGUGGACAAAGGUGCAAACAUUUAUGGAUGAGCUUCACCCUGACAAAGCUGUUGCAGGCCGUAUUGGCAACAUGUACAAUGACAAUGCUGUGUCCUAUUUUAGGGAUGUUUUUAAUCCUUUCAGGGUUGACAGGCCCUUUCCCAGACUUGUUCUCAUGGUCGCCAAAUUUUCAAAAAAAAAAAAAAAAACUUUUUUUCUUAUGAAAAGAUAGAGAAACUUUCCCCAAUCAUAAUGACACCAAAAGUAUGAAAUUUGAUGGAAAACUUACGGAAUUAUGCUUUCGCGAAGUUAGCAGUCUCUACGAUGUUUACGCAUUGGCGAUUUUGCCUACUUUGAGCCCUAUUUUCGGCCAAUUCCAGUAUACUAGUCGACAAAAAUCAUAACUAUUUUGCUAGAACUCCAUUUUUUCUGUCGAAUUAGUACAAGAAACCACCCAUUUACUGAUUUCAACUAUCCAAUAAAGUGGUCAGAAUUUAGCAAUUUUGCCAAUAUCACACAAAUUUCAAAAGAUGCCAAUUUCCAAAUAGGGUCUAGAAUAAACAAGAAAGAUAUUCCUGGCACUAAAAUAACAUUUCCUCUGUCCAUUAGUCACGUCCCCACACCCCUCUUACAUUCUUUUGCUUUCCACUUUGAAUUUUUAUUCUCACAAAAAAUAGAAGAUUUACUGUUAUGCAGACUACUGUAUUAGUGUAGAAAUGGUAUAAAUAAUAUCAGUGCACUUGUGAAAGAAUAUUAGACUCACCAGUUGACUUGUAUUGGAUGCAUAGCAUGAUUUGUUUGUCAGCAUAGUUGCUGAUCCCUGUGUUGUAUAGCAUAUUAGUAUCAUCCAUGUGCUUUAGAUAGGAGAUCCCUUUUAGGCCUGUGACUUUGUGUGACGUCACAGGAUGCGCUUACAUCGACGAUAGACUACACACAGGAGGCUUUCAACGGUGGCGCAAAACACACUCUAGCUCUUGACCCCCUAUGUGGUCCUUAAAAUAUGGUGCUACAACCCUUAGUAGUGCACCAAAACACUGGUAGAGAUUGGGUGAGUACCACAACACAGUGAUAGUGGUUGGGUUUGUGGGUAAACAGGGCUAAGACCGGACAAUGGUGAGACACGUGGUGAGUGGGUGGUUGGGCCUAUGGGUUGAAUGGCGUAAGCCUCACUGAGGACAGCCACACUGCCGCGAAGAUAUUCUAAGCUGGCUAGCUUAAAAUACACCCACGAAAUACCACAACACCACAAGGAUGAAAAAGAGCACUCAGAAUUGCUUGGAGCUUGAAUCACAAGCGAUGAAGACUACUCACGUGGCUUGCUUGAGUACUGGGGUAAGACACCUGGGUUAGUUGCUAGCUGGCUUAUCUUAACCCUUCACACAGAAUAGCUUGAUAACUUCACACGAUGAGCACAGCAGGGGUGGAAGAUGGCUUGGCAGGCAAAGGAACUGGAUGGAGUAGAAUAGGCUCGACUGGGCUCCGUUGUUCUGACUCCCCCACCACAGACUGGAAGCUGGCUUAUUUUGUAAACUCGGGUCAACCCCUCGGGAGUGAUGCAAAUAAGCAGAUAAACACUAAUACAAAGAGACUGACCAGUGAAUGGUGUAGAAGCUGGUAGGAGCUUGAGAGAGUAGCUGACUUGAGAUAGCUGGCUGGCGUUAACCUUCUCGGUAGGCCUACUCACAAGAUGGCAGGCUCGGUCGAAAUUUAUCUCCAGAAAUCGCUGUAAUCGUCAGAAUUACAGGCCCUCCGUUGCCACCAUUUAUUGUAGGGGUUCUUAAAUGGAGAUAUCGAGGGUUGAAGGUAGACACACUUGUUGGAUGGUAACAUAUAUUGUCAGACUGUGAUGAUGGGAAAUGGAGCCCAGCCUCUGCCUGUCCUAGUCUGGAUGAUCUACCGCCGACUGAGACCGAGGCAGAGGUACGAACGUACAUAUGCGCAUCCUGUGACGUCACACAAAGUCACAGGCCUAAAAGGGAUCUCCUAUCUAAAGCACAUGGAUGAUACUAAUAUGCUAUACAACACAGGGAUCAGCAACUAUGCUGACAUGUUUACCUUUGAACUUUGGCAAAAAUCGAAGAUUUCUGCUACUUUGAGCUCAAUUUCAAGGUAAUUUUCAUUGUAAAACCAAUCAAAAUCGUCUCAAUUUCUGUAAUAUGUCUUCCAUUCUAUAACAGACCAGGAAAACUAGAAUACCAUCAUAAAUACCAUACGAAAAUACAGUACAAAGUCACUGUUUUAAACCAAAAACACUGUCAAAGUUUUUUUUCUCAUUACUCACUGUGUGCUGCAGGAUUUUUUUUAUACUGCGCACACUGACCACAUAGACCCAUUCUUUCAUAUGUAGGCCUACCAGCUUUCUCUCACUAGAUUUGAGGGCGCUAGAAUUUAUGGGUACUAGUACGUCAAAAACCCUGGUGAGUAAGUCGUACUAGUAUGUUGGAAACCCUGGAAGGGUUAAAGAAACGCCAGGAACAGAGCUCUCUGGACAGAAGGGAAGUAAUCCCGGAAAAGGACUUGGUACCUAAGUCUUUAUGGAAGGGGAUUCCCCUUCUGAACAAUAGUGUACCUUCAUCGUCUCCCCUCCUCUCAUCUUCCAUCCACCCAGAAGUCUUCAAUAAAGGUAAGUGUAAUGUUAUUAUUAUUUUAUAUAUGUAUGUACUUGAUUUCUCAUUGUUUUCUGUAUGUAAAUCUUUAUUUAAUUUGGAUUUUUUUUUUUUUUAAUAUUUUUGGGUGUCUGGAACGGAUAAAUUGUAUUUCCAUUAUUUCUUAAGGGGAAAAUGGUUUCGCCAUUCAUGAAUAUCGACUUUCAGCAGACUCUCUGGAAUGGAUUAAUCAUGAAAAACGAGGGUUCACUGUAAUUGGUUCCUAGGUGGUGUUCGAACUGAAAAAGGUUUCAUGUCCAAAACAGCAUUUACCAGGCUUAAUUGUAAGCCCCCCUGACACUGGAGGAUGUUGAACUGACUCUUCCAAAAGUCUCUGAGAGUUAGGUCAGUGUCAAAGGUCACUUCAAAGCAAUUUUGAAACGGCUUUCCUGUAAAGUUUUUUUUACAGCUGAAUUGUAAACAAGUCAGUGCUUUCGGACUCCAGAAAAACGUUCAAAGUCCGGGUCAUUUUUUUCUGAACAAGAUUGUCCAGGUUGCUGUUCAUUUGAGGUCCAGUGCAUUCAAACAUCAAGGUUCCACUGUAUUUCCAUCACUGAGACAUCUUUCAGGCCACUUGCCCUCUGAAACUAACCAAAUUCAUCUCCAUUUCAUUAAUGUCUUCCAGUUUAUCAAUUGGUACCAAGAAACAGCUAACAGAACUAUGAAAAUUAUCCUAGAAUACUCAAAGUUGCUAUUUUAGCCCAAAUACAAGGUAAGGGUUAGUUGUUCCUAUCAUGCACUGUGUAGGCCAAGAUUUUUUUUAUACCCUGCAUCCCCAUUGCACAGAUCCAUUUUUUUUUAUAUAUAUCUAUAGGCCAAAAUUUACCACUUAGCUUAUUUGAAGGUACUAUGAUUAAGACAUAGCUCUAGAUAGAGAAACUGACCCCACAUAUGUAGAUCUACAUGAGAGAGAAUGAAAGGGUUAACAAGCACUGUAAAUAUUAAGAUAUUUUGAUAUAUGAUAGAAUUGUCCAUUAUAGUUCUAUGUCUGUUUAAUUUUUAUUUAACACACUGGCUGUCUCCCACCAAGGGUGGGUAACCCUUUUUAAAAAAGAAACACUUUACCAUCAUUCACACUACAACUGUCUUUUCAGAGGUGAACAAAUACAACAGUUUAGAUGUCACUUUAAACAGCAAAUAUCCCAAACCCCUUCUUUAGAGUGCAGGCAUUGUACUUCCCAGGUGCCAUGAAGAGACAUGUUAAGUUUAUCAAAGUUACCCCUUAUUAUAAUUUCCCCCAACUUGUUCUCAAUACCAUCCUAGAGAACUUACUUAGUAGCUCAAAAAAAAAAAAAGGCAGAAUACCAUGACUAGAACAAUACAUAAAUAAC
Cherax quadricarinatus is the source of this 13816-nucleotide messenger RNA. Lineage: Eukaryota; Metazoa; Arthropoda; Malacostraca; Decapoda; Parastacidae. The record is from RefSeq and is a predicted model, not a curated record.